Molecule: messenger RNA, 1191 nt
Organism: Rana temporaria (common frog)
Lineage: Eukaryota; Metazoa; Chordata; Amphibia; Anura; Ranidae
Exons: 4
Coding region: 55-966 (303 amino acids)
Source: RefSeq, a predicted model, not a curated record
ACCUAAGGUAUCUCCAGGAGAGUGGACAGCUCCCUUUAGGGAAAAUAAAAGAAAAUGCAACAGUUAAACCUUACUGACAACCUCAUGAGGUUCAUUGACCAAUACAGGAAAUCCCCCUGUUUAUGGGACGCAAGAAAUCCAUAUUAUAGAAAUCGAAAUGUGAGGAAGGCAACACUUGUCAAAUUUGCCAAAUAUAUGCAGACCUGGAUACCUGAGGUCACUUCCACCGUGAUCAAGAUCAAAAUCAACAAUCUCAGGCUUACGUACAUGGAGAGAUAUCUUCAAGUGCAGGCCUCUCGGUGGUCAGGAGCAGCAGAAGAUGAAGUAAAGGAGCCCGAGCUGUGGUACUUCAAUUACCUGCGGUUUCUGGAUGAUCAGUUUAAGCCCCGGGAAUCGCUUUCAAGUCUUCCUUCCAGAGUGCCUUCCACGGUUCCCCCCACCCCUGCAGAGUGUGACGAGGAGCCAGAUCUGCGCAUCUUCAGUGAGGAAGAGAUAAGCCAGGAGGCGGCAGCUCCGGAAGGUGUCAGCCAGGAGGAGGAAGGGGUGAGUGGCAGCCAGGAGGAGGCUGGGCCGAGUGGCAGUCAGCUGGUGCCCAGGCCCAGCACUGUAUCACAGGUGCCUCCCCUCCAGAUGCGCCCACUGAGAAGAAAGAGGCACUGGAACCAGGUGGAGGAGGAGUCCCUGCAGCUCAUCAGGGAGGCAUCUGCACUAAUGCGGGCCCCCCUUAACCCAGUUGAGAGCUACAGCUCCUACCUCAACCACGAGCUGCAGGCUUUGGGGGAGGAACAACGGGGCCUGGCCAAAGGCAUCAUAGCAAAUGUGAUACAGUGGGCAAGAAGGGACCAGCUGACUCGGACCACAAUAUUGUGGGACCCGGCCGCAGCUCCUCCUCCCACAUUGUCACCACCCGCAAGGGGCCGUGGAAGAAACGCUGCAAGGCAGCCUGGAAGGAAGACCAGAAAGUGAUUCCCUGGCUUUAAACUGAUUUGGCCCCAAACUGAGGUUGUUGUAGUACCACAGCUUGGGGUCAUGUAUUACAUCUGCUGCUUCUGAUUUCUGGGAAUUGGGGAGCACAUUGUCCUGAUGUUGCUUUUGUUCUGGAUCAUGGUGAAAUGUGCCUUUGGUAUCCAAAGUCUGCAUAUAUUUGGCAGAUUGGGCAAGUGUUGCCCUUCAUGUUUUUGUUUUUAUUAU